Messenger RNA from Symbiodinium necroappetens, 4386 nucleotides. Lineage: Eukaryota; Dinophyceae; Suessiales; Symbiodiniaceae. The record is from the annotation of a GenBank genome assembly.
AUGGCCAGAUGUUUGCGCGUUGUGCUUGCUCUUGGCUCUCUGGCGCUUCCCCUGCCGUCUCAGACGAUUUAUGCAAGAAAGGAGAAGCUCGUAGAAAGCCGCUUCAUUGUGCGUUACCCGGAAGGGUCAGGGGAGAGGCUCAAUGAGUACGUGGCACGUUUGGAGAACAUUCCAGGCAUCCGCAGGGCUGAUGCAUUGAGACGGUUGGAUAUGGCUGUCGUGGUUUGCGAGGCAGGCGCUGACGAAGACUCUGUUUUGCAGGCCAUCGAUGCGGACAAGGAUGUGGAGCUUGCAGUUCCGGAUUCCUGGGUCUACGCGUUUGGUGCAGAUGCUCAGAUGUGCUCUGCGAACCCCGGCUGCCGCGCCUUGAACCUGCAAGGCAGCUGCUGUCCAGCCUCGGACGGUGCCAGAAUGGCAUGCUGCUUUGCGAAGCCUCAAAAGAGAUCCACCCCACAAAGCGAGAGUACAAUUUCUUUGCAAAGCGUCCACGGCGGCUACAUUACAGUGUCGCACUUCGGGCGUGUGGGUUGGCGUGGGAAGAAGACAGAUCCAGAUGCACAAAUCCAACUUGAAGCACAUCCAGAUGGUUACGUGUCACUGCGCUCCAGCCACGGAACAUACCUUGUGACAAGUCCAUCUGGACAUCUUGUGGCAUGGCAUCGCGGACAUCGAGACGCUGAUGAUUGGGAAAAGUUCAAGCUUAUUUACAACACCGAUGACACAAUUUCCCUUCGCAGCAAGGUUUCCGACAAGCAUGUCAGUCGGGACAAUUCUACGUCAGAUAUGCUUUCAGCCACAACAGACAGAGUAGAGAUAAGUGAGCGAUUUAUGGUCACCAUGACUCAUGGCAAAGAUACUCUGGUUCCCAAUGACCCGCGGCUUUCGAAGCUGUGGGCCAUCGAUCACUUCGGUGAUCGUGACAUGGAUGCAGUUGAGGCGUGGAAAAUGUCUUCGCGAUCAGUCACGGAAUCAGCACAGCCCGUCGUGGUUGCGGUCAUUGACACUGGAAUUGACUAUACACAUCCGGAUUUGCAGGAGUCCAUGUGGGUCAAUCCAAACGAAAUUGCUGGCAAUGGUAUUGACGACGAUGGAAACGGCAUUGUGGAUGAUGUACACGGGGCAGACUUUGCAAACAACGAUGGGGAUCCCAUGGAUGACCAGAUGCAUGGAACCCAUUGCGCGGGCACCAUUGCUGCCACUGGAAACAACAGCAUUGGAAUUGCCGGAGUUGCGUGGCAGGGCGUCCGUCUCAUGGCUUUAAAGUUCUUAACAUCAACAGGCGGAGGCCGCACCUCCGAUGCUGUGAAGUCUUUGAACUAUGCAGUUGCCAUGGGCGCCCAGAUCCUGAGCAACUCUUGGGGUGGUAGCGGCUCAUCUUCUGCUCUCCGAGUGGCCAUCGAGAGGUCCGAGCAUGCUGGAGUGCUCUUUAUGGCAGCUUCAGGCAAUGACGGCCUGGACAAUGACGAGGUGCCGAAUUUCCCGGCAAACUACCCCAAUGAAAACAUCAUCUCCGUGGCUUCAACGACGCAGAAAGGAGACUUGUCUGCUUUCUCCUGUUAUGGCAAAACCACGGUAGAUGUUGCUGCUCCGGGAAGUGACAUCUACUCGACCAUACCGGGUGGAGACUAUGCGUCGCUCAGCGGCACAUCUAUGGCGACGCCACACGUCAGUGGCUUGGCCGCUCUAAUUUGGCUCUACCGGCCCGAGCUGGCGGUGAGUCAGGUCAAGGACAUCAUCCUUCGCUCGACGGUUCCAGAGAAGAGUUUAGAGAACGCUUGUGUGACUGGUGGUCGGAUCAAUGCUCGCCGUGCCAUGGGCCUGGCUUCGAUUUACCCAGCACCAAGGCCCCCAAUCCACGCGCCUAAGCAGGUUCUUUUUGCCGACAUAAACCCCGGUGUUGGCCGCAUCGGCGGUAGUGUCAUCAUUUCUGCCCCAGACGAUCAAAGCGACAUCGAGUACUAUGGUGUGCACUUCCUUUCCUCGGCUGGUGUUCUCAUGGAAAGCAUCGGAAAGGCCAAUGUCUCCGGUCACAAAACUUUGAGCAUCAAGCUGGACAACUUGACGAUUCCAUUGUUUGCCAAGGGCAUGGCGGCGGUUGCAGCAAAUAGUAGUGGGAGGAUGCCAGUCACAGCAGCUGCGGUAUUGGAGAUUGAGGACUACGGUGUGCCGGAGGCUGGCCCAGAGGAUGUGUCAUUCGGUGGUGACGCAGAUCCCGUUGCCGGCAAAGUGGGCGGCAGCAUCAAGAUCCGUCGGGCAUGCAAUGAGAGAACCGUAAGCCACUACAACAUCUAUUGGCAGCAUGCUUCCGAGCGUGGCGACCUGCUUGGCUCGGUUCCAGCAAUUGGAUAUCUCUCCCCUUCAUGCACAGGUGACUGCUCAUUGCUCAACAUGAGCUAUGAGAAUGGAAAGCACCUCUAUCACCGUGAUGCUUACGGCAACAACGAGCUUGCAGUGAUUACCUUCAGUGGCCCUGCCACCGUGAAAAUCACAAGCUUUUUGACAGAGAGCUACUACGACUACUUGGAAAUUGCCGGGACACAAAUAAGUGGAACGGAUUUGGAGCUUCCUAAAGUCAUUCAUGUGCCAAGGGGAGAUCAGACACUCACGUGGCUCAGCGACCACAGCGAGGGCGAAGGUGGCUGGAGCCUGGAGUUAUGGCAGGAUGGUGAGGAAGCACGAUUUGCUCUGCCAAGCUCAAGGCUUUCAAGCGCUGAUAUUAAAGUCGUGUCGGCUUACGGCCGGACAGAGCUCUCCUCAGAGGCCAUGUCGUGUCCGAUAAACGACUUUGAUGCCAACUCCAUGCCGCCCUCUAGAGCAUACCUGCCUGAUUCCGUGGAGUUCAACGAUGAAAAUGUGGAGGAAGGCGUCAUAAGCGGAGCGAUCAAAUUGAGGCUGCCGGAGGUCCGUCUGCAAGGCAUCGUCUCGUCCUAUCGCGUGCUGCUCGCUGACAAGGCCGGUGUCGAAAUCCCGGGUUUCAGUUGGACCAAAGACCUGGACCACGAGACCACGGAUACUGUGCGAGUACAGUUGCCUGGAGAAGGCUUGCAAGUGCCAGAUGCGGCUGCUUCCGUGGUUGUACAUGCUGUGAAUCCGUCCGGGGUGAGCGCGGCGACUAAAUCUACCAAGCUUAUGGACAUUGUCCGGAGUGUGCCGGUCUUUGCCAAUUUCUCUGGCGAUGAAGACCCCGUCGAAAAUCAAAUCAAGGGUACCGUGACCAUUCUGCCAGCUGCGAAUCCAAAAAACAUUAUUGCAUACACGGUUUACCUCUCCACAGGCGAUCAGAAGGUAUCUUUGAUUGGACGGGUAGCCGCAAGAAAGCCAGGAGUGGUGCGAUAUGCUUUGCAUGCAGCCUUCAGACCUGGACAGAGUCUCAUGGUUGUGAGUUCGUAUGCAGACAAGGAUAUGGAGCAUGGGGUCGUUAUCGCUGUUGAGGACUUUGUCGAAUCCUUUGCUGGCUACGGUUGGUACGGCUGGGGGGGAUAUGGAGACAGCACUCGGAACUCAGGGGUCACUGGCGGCAACCGUCGAUUGGACAGGGGCGGAAGGGUUCAGGAGCCGUGGCUGAAGCACGAUCGUAAACCUGGCGCAGGUGAUGUUCAGCCGCUUUGGUCUGCAACCGACUCGCGAACCCUUCCACUUCCCGUCUCAAACGCUGGUCGCAUGCCUCUUGGCAACAGGCAAGGCAUUUUUGGCACGGUCACAAUUCCGGGCUUUCUUAAGCCGAUCAAGUUGCAGACCGACGGCCAGGAUCAGUUUGUUCCACCCAGCGUCCGAGAGAGACGGAUUAUUGGUGAAGUCUUGUCCGAAUCGCUGCCUGGAGUGCAGCAUGGACAAGUUAAGCUCACACUAGGACGUGCCUUUAAGGAUGCAUCCGCUUUGCCUGGAGUGGGCUCUGAUCAGCCAGCCGUGCGGGUGAUGCCGAGGGCAGCAAGCCUUGUGGUUGACUUCGAAGUCCUCGCUCCCCGGCUGGAGCCAGAAGCCUUGCAGCAAUUCUUUGAUCGGGUGGAGGCCAAGCUAAUCCUGCUCAGCGGCGCAGGAGCGGCAACUGCUCGCCUGUCAUCUGCAUUAGCGAAACGCCUGGAGCCGUUGGGGUACCAAUUUGCCGCAGGAUUUCAAGUCUUCAUGGGGGAGCCACAGCAAGUAACACCAAAAACGCAACCAGGUCGCCUGCUUCAGGAGGCCCAUGAAAUGGGGGAGGCGUCCAAGAAACAACAUGUACAGACAGCUUGGACAACAUCCGCUCUUGUGUUCUUGAUGUCCGUGGCUGGAUGGGCGGCCUUUCUGGCAAUGGCUGUGGGCCGUGCCAGACGAAUUAAGAAUGGGAGUGAAGCCGACGCAGCCUUGGAAUCUGUACAAGUGCACAACGCUGACAGGGCAACCGGCUGA